AUGGCACAAGGCUCUGGUUCCUACUACGAUGACUACAUGCGUAGCAAUGCCUUGCUCAAGCACUGCAACGAGAAGAACACCAAGAAACUACUAACAGAUCGCAAUGCAUAUAUUUCUUUUCUUGAGGUGCAGCUGGAGCGGGUGUCAGCCGCUUGCUUAUCCACGCAGACCUUUGAGAAACGACUGGUGGAACUCGAGAGUUCCCAGAUGUCCAACGAUCAGAAGCUCGGGUCGCUCUCCAAAGUAUUUCGACUCAACCAGGAAUACGUGGAGCAGACGUCACAGCAGGCACAAAGUGAACUCGCAGGACAUGCAGCUAAAGUGGAGACAUGGAUGGAAAAGUUAUCAGCCGAGUUGGAGCGUCAGCAGCCGCGUAUGGUCACACUGGAAGAACAAUUCCAACAAUGCCAAGAGUAUCUGCCAUUUCUCGCUGAAACCAACGAUGCAGUUCUUGGUGAUGUUAAGCAUCAGUUCCAGCAAGAGAUUGAGGAGCUGAAGGCGCACGUGUUUGCACUUGAGGCUCGAAUUGACGAGGUUCACUCAAGCCAAGCAGCUACAGAGCGGAAGGAGUUGGCACUUGUGCGUUCGUCUGUGUCGGAGAAGAGUUUUCAACUGGAAAGAACGGUGGCUCAGCUGGGCAAAGAAUUGGAGCAGCUAGUGCACCAAAUAGACGCAUCAUGGCGAGCUGAAGCAUCAGAGAAUGCUGGCCGAUACGAAACACAUUGUGGAGAGCUGCAGCAACGACUCAGCCAACUCCAACAGGAACUUGAACACGGACACACAGAAGUCAAGGAUGUGUUGAAGAAGUGCCUUGAUACUCAGCAUCUUCUAAGUGGGACGGUAGUAGCUCUUCAAUUCGAAGUUGACGAGAAGCAGAUCACACUGAAGAAUGCAUUGCAACUAUUGCAAGCUUGUGCACUUGAAGCUCAACAAGCGAGUGAAGAUCGAAGCAGCAAAUUGGCUGACAGAGUGGCCACAGCUGAAGAUUUGAUGGAGACUCGGACAGACGAUCUGGUUUAUUUUAACCAUUUCUAG
This is a messenger RNA of Phytophthora infestans T30-4, 1035 nucleotides long. RefSeq lists its product as uncharacterized. The coding region runs from base 1 to 1035 and encodes 344 amino acids. The record is from RefSeq and is a predicted model, not a curated record. NCBI's taxonomy places the organism in Eukaryota, Oomycota, Peronosporomycetes, Peronosporales, Peronosporaceae. The transcript has 4 exons.